CACACACAUUUGUUUGUGUGUUUAAGCCCAAAGCCUUAACAGAUAAACAAAAAGACUUCCAAAUUAAGAUAGUCAUCACACCACAAACUACCAUCUCAUCUGACUGUAAAAUCAUUUUGAUGUGUGGUUGACAUUCAUAGUCUCUCAAGUACAAAACCUUCCAAAUAUCUGAUAAUGACAAAACAUUACUGCUAGGCAUCAAUUUGACGUACUUGAACUUGAAGUAACUAAGAUGGGAGGUGGAAAGGACAAACAACAUGAGUCUACUGACAAAGGGUUAUUUUCAUUUGAUGGUGGAUUUGGUGCUGGACACUAUCCUGGAUCAUACCCUCCGCAAGGAUAUGGAUAUCCCCCACAAGCACAUCAUGGAUAUCCUUCCUCCGGUGGGUAUCCUCCACCUGGAUAUCCUUCCAAUGGGGGAUAUCCACCAGCCGCCUAUCCAAGUGGAUAUCCCCCAGCCGGUUAUCCAGGUCACCCAGGUCCAUAUCAUUCAGGAUAUGGAUCUAGCAUGGGACUGGGAGGGAUGUUAGCUGGGGGUGUUGCUGCAUACGGGGCCAACCAUCUUGCGCAUGGGCGCCAUAACCCUGGAUAUGGUUACGGGGGUUACCAGGGCUAUGGGGGUUCUCAUGGGAAGUUCAAACAUGGCAAAUUUAAGGGAAAGGGGUAUGGCAAGCCCUUUGGGGGCAAGUUCAAGAAAUGGAAGUGAUCAUGGAGUGGAUCCAGGCAACAUAUCAUGGUCGGUUCAAGAUCUGAGUCUAUAAAUAAUCUUAUACUUUAAAUGGCUUUCUAAUAAUUACGACAGCCAUGCUGUUUCGGGUUGUCUUCUUGUUUCUUUAAAUAAUGCUAUAUACUGUAUAUGUCGUGUAAUUUAGUUGUUUUUGUUCCUUUGAGAAGGCUAGUGGAAUGCUUCUUUAGGCAAUUGUUUUGGCAGCUACUUAUAUGAUGAAUGCCUCAAAGGCCCGAAUGCAUUGGCCUAAAUUGAUAAAUUAAAUAGGGUGCACAGCCCUGUAUUUAUUAAAGACGUAUUUUGUGUUCGGGCGG
Prunus dulcis (almond) is the source of this 1041-nucleotide messenger RNA. RefSeq names its product glycine-rich protein A3-like. The record is from RefSeq and is a predicted model, not a curated record. NCBI's taxonomy places the organism in Eukaryota, Viridiplantae, Streptophyta, Magnoliopsida, Rosales, Rosaceae. The transcript is spliced from 4 exons. The coding region runs from base 233 to 706 and encodes 157 amino acids.